Linum tenue is the source of this 2839-nucleotide messenger RNA. The record is from the annotation of a GenBank genome assembly. NCBI's taxonomy places the organism in Eukaryota, Viridiplantae, Streptophyta, Magnoliopsida, Malpighiales, Linaceae.
UCCUCACGCGCCCAUUCUGCCGAAAUCCGUUUUUCGUCCCACUGUCUCUCUGAUCUAAAAUCACUCUGAAUUCUCCUCUCUUCUCUCCCAAACAAACAAUUUCCGAGAAGAAGCCUCCGCGGCCAUAUCCGGCGCCAGCCACCGCCUCUGCAUGAACGCCACCUCAUUCCCGUCAAAGGCUUGACGUCCUCGGAUUCUCUUCCCCCCUCUCUCCAUCUCUUUCUCUGCUCUGCCGCUGCUGCUGCUUUCUCUGUCUUCCAAUGGCGGUGCUCGACACCCCCGACGAUACUCACAUAAACCCCGCCGCCACCGCCUCACCGGAUCUCAACGGCCUUCGACACCGGCCGGCUGCCGGCGCAUCCGACGAGCCUACUCCUUCGUCCGCCGGGGACGCGGUGCCGACCGAUGAAUCCGGCUCGGAGAAGAAGGUUGCGAAUCGGGACGGUCAAGCUGCUAGAUCGGAUGUCAAAUUCACGUACCGUCCUUCCAGGCCCGCUCACGUUGGGGUUAAGGAGAGUCCCCUGAGUUCCGGCGCCAUUUUUAAGCAGAGCCAUGCAGGCCUGUUCAACCUCUGUAUUGUAGUGCUGGUGGCAGUCAACAGCAGGCUUAUUAUCGAGAAUCUCAUGAAGUAUGGUUGGUUGAUCAGGACUGGAUUCUGGUUUAGUUCGAAAUCAUUGAGAGAUUGGCCCCUUUUCAUGUGCUGUCUGUCACUUCCUUUGUUCGCUUUUGCUGCGUAUCUCGUUGAAAAAUUUGCAUACCGGAAAUAUCUGUCUGAACCAAUAGUUGUUUCCCUUCAUAUACUCAUCUCCGUGGCAGCAGUUGUGUACCCUGUUUCAGUGAUUCUCAGUUGUGACUCUGCAUUUUUAUCCGGUGUGACAUUGAUGCUUUUUGCAUGCAUUGUAUGGUUGAAAUUGGUCUCUUAUGCUCAUACAAACUACGAUAUGAGGGCAGUCGCCAAGUCAGUUGAAAAGGGAGAAGCACCUUCUGCUGCUCUCAACGUGGAUUAUUCUUAUGAUGUUAACUUCAACAGCUUGGUGUAUUUCAUGAUUGCCCCGACAUUAUGUUAUCAGCCAAGUUAUCCUCGCACACCAUCUAUCCGAAAGGGUUGGGUGGUUCGUCAGUUCAUCAAGUUAGUGAUAUUUACUGGUUUAAUGGGAUUUAUAAUUGAACAGUACAUCAAUCCUAUUAUCCAGAACUCAGAGCAUCCUUUCAAAGGGAAUCUCUUGUAUGGAAUUGAGAGGGUUUUGAAGCUUUCUGUCCCGAAUUUGUAUGUGUGGCUGUGCAUGUUCUACUGCUUCUUUCAUCUGUGGUUGAAUAUACUUGCAGAGCUCCUGCGUUUCGGUGACCGAGAAUUCUAUAAAGAUUGGUGGAACGCGAAAACUGUUGAAGAGUACUGGAGAAUGUGGAAUAUGCCAGUUCACAAGUGGAUGGUUCGCCAUAUCUAUUUCCCAUGUCUGCGCCACAAAGUUCCCAAAGGAGUAGCAAUAUUUAUUGCGUUCUUUGUUUCCGCUGCAUUUCAUGAGGUAUAAUGAGCAUCCUUCCCUUAUUUAUGCUUUCUGCCCCGAUCUCUCCAAGAAAGUCGAUUUUUGGUAUAUCAAUAGAUUUUGUAAUUUAUAUUGUUACAAGUAAACAGAAGUCGAAAUGUAACACAUGAGCCUUAUCAUGUAAGAUACAAAAUGUAGGAUUAGCUUGGUAAGAUCAUGGGUUGUAGGCAUCAUUAGAGUUGUGGCGAACAUUUACUUUAUAAGAGCGUAGAUCACCCAACUUGCGUAACUUUCUCUCUUGGUGUCGGGUUGACUACAUAAUUCCCUGCCUGUCCAUCUAGUAGAUGGCCCUUGGCCCUCCAUCUUCGAUAUGCCUUUGAUCUAUAGGCAUUGUUUGAACUACUCUGUCCAGUUAGAUAAUUCCCAGCCUUUCCAUUUAGUAGAUGGCCCUUGGCCCUCCAUGUUCACUUGCCUUUGAUCUAUAUGUUACUUAUGUCCAUCCUAAGAUAAGACAUUUGCUCUCCACAGCUGUGCAUUGCUGUUCCUUGCCACAUCUUCAAGUUCUGGGCGUUUCUUGGAAUUAUGUUCCAGAUCCCACUUGUCUGGCUUACAAACGUUCUUCAGGAGAAGUUCAAGAGCUCGAUGGUGGGGAACAUGAUAUUCUGGUCAAUGUUCUGCAUAUUCGGCCAACCAAUGUGUGUGCUUCUCUACUAUCACGACCUGAUGAACAGGAACGGGAAAGAUGGAAUCUGAAAGGGAAACACUACUUCGAGCAGAGACUUAUUUUUGGCAAUCUCCACGCAGUUCCACUUCAUCAACUGUUGUUCACAUGAGGGAAUUAUAUAGACUCUGCAGCAGCGAAGAUGAGGUCAUCAGAGAAGUGAAAUCGUCGUGCAUUCAGGGCACUCUAUCAAACAUUAGUUAUCUACCAUGGCCAUGUGGGGUGUACUCUUUUCGGACACUGGAAGCGUAGAGGCGAUUUCGAAACCCAGCAGAGAGCAGGCACAUAUAGCUAACGAAGUGCCUGCCGUCAGGGAAAGAUGAAAAAUCGAAGGUAGUGCAGGAGAUAUGCGAAUUAGUCGUUUUAGCUGGUUGGGGAAUUUGUAAAUCGAAGGCUAUCGAAAUGUGUGUUAAUGAACUGGACCUCCCACAUAAUGUUUCUGCAAUGUUGUGAUCCCUUAGCUAAGUAUAAAGAAAAGAAUCAAUGGAAGUAUGGAAAGCAAAGCACUUAGAGAUGAUCUGGUGGUGGUCCAGAUAUAACCUGUACCAGAGGCCAAAGCCUCGGCUUUAGCAGACUCAAUGCACUGAAGUGUUCGAUCAUUCUGUCGUAGCAAGGAAUCUCGGUUGUCUGUGCU